Molecule: messenger RNA, 3537 nt
Organism: Gambusia affinis (western mosquitofish)
Lineage: Eukaryota; Metazoa; Chordata; Actinopteri; Cyprinodontiformes; Poeciliidae
Exons: 3
Coding region: 2605-3516 (303 amino acids)
Source: RefSeq, a predicted model, not a curated record
AUCUUGUAGAAGCAUCAACUAUGUCUAAACCUACUGGUUGAAUUACUGGCGCUGCUAGCUCAGAACUCCACUGGGAUUUUUCCAUUAAUAACCGCCAGGCAGCGCAUUCAGGCUAAGUAUUUCUCACUCCGUUGAAAAGAAAAAGCAGAGGUAAAACCAGAUUGCUGGGCAGACUGGAGAACGCGCAACUCAUCAGCACCAAACAUUCACCAGAUCCUGAUAUGAACAUGACAACCCAGGCCAGAUUCCAGAUGAAUCUCAGCGAUAUCACCUCCAGUAUGAUGAUGACGGAAAGCAGCGCUCUCCUCUUUAACUGAUCGAACCGUUUCCUGACGCCGCCCUGCUGCCCUGGCCCUGGACGAAUCAGGACGCAGAGAACGGAAAGGCUGCAGAAGAAGAUGACGGCGAAGGAAAGCAUCAGGAGGGCGAAAUCCAUGACGACGAAGAAGCUGUCAAACAUGAUCAAACUCAUCCCUGCAAAGGAAAGCAGCCAGUUGCAGACGAUUUCAGCAUUUCGAAAUCUGGCCCCUCUUUUCGUUCUCAAACUCAUGUAAGUGACGGGGUGAACGGUUGCCAGGUAACCCUCCACGGAGACCAGGAUGUGAGAAAUGGCUUGUCCGUACCAGGAGAAGGAAAAAAUAAGGCAUCCAAUGUUGAGAACGGAUAGAUGACGGCUGUGGAGGCCGUAGCAGCAGAGGAAACUUCCAACCACAGAAAUCAGUUCCAUGAUGACCAGGUUGUAGAUGAAGCAGUCAGAGUGAUGCGCUGCGGCCGCCGGCGACGUGGAGCGCCACUGGAGGAGAGCGAUUUUAAAAACAAAGAUGCACAGAGGGAGAAACAGCAGGAUGUUGAUGAUUGAGUAGGCGGUAAAAAUAAAGGAGCUUGGCUUGGACAGAAAGCAAUUCAUGAAAAAGGGAAGAUUUUUGGAGGAAAUGUUGGGAUUCAAAUUGGAGUCGUUGAAAGAUGAUGAUGAAAAAUCCAUCGUCAUCUGCAAGAAAAGACACAACCGUCAGUACGACUGCUGCAAACUGGGAUGAGACGCAAGAUUAACUGGUUUGACACACGACACUAUAAUGUGUUUUGGGGAAAUUGGUUGGAAGAAUUACUUGGAUGUAUUUGCAUGUAAAAAAAAUAAACAUGCAACACAAAUAUUUUUUCCUUUAUGGUUCAUUUCUUAUUAGGCAAAUUCGAUCGACGAGAAACAAUAAUGCAAAUCUGACUCGUCUUCUGCAUCCGUCAAGAUUGAAAAUGAAACUUUUAUACAAAACAGUGACAGUGUACUUUCAAAACAGAAAAAGUCACUGAGUCAUUGUUCGUUAGUGUUCAUUUAUUCAAAUGAUACAGUAGUACUGGGAAAAUGAACUUGGUUAUUGAAGUUUUUGUCAACUCAGUCCUACAAAUUCACAUUAAUCAACAUGAAGACAGAAUCACCUGUAAGUUUAAGAAAUCGUAAAGUCACUUCACAAAUUAAAUCUAGAAGAUGUGCACCAAAAGAAAUCAGGGCAAAUUGUCUACAGAAACACACUAAUCUGAAAUUAGUGUCAAAACCCAGACAUUUUCCCGUAGACGGAUCGACCAACUUAUAAAAUCAAAUGUUUGAUUUGAGCCUUUUGUGAUCGAUUGGAUUAUAUAAGAUGAAACAAAAGAUUUGAAAGUUACAUCGCAGUAGUUUAUGGUUCGGAUCCAUCAACGUUUUCUCUGUGAACAGUGAAAAAGAGGAAAUUGAGUCAUUAGCAGUGACUGUGCAAUCUAAGGUUUGUGGGUUCUACAUCAGUCAACGUGCCCAUGUGCAAGGCACUUGACCCCUAAACAGUGAAUAGGUAUCACCAAAUGCAAUAUAAAAAACAUAGUUGGUGUUAAAGGUUUGUGUUAUGUAAAAUUAAUUUAACUUUAUAUAAUGAUAUUAUACUCUGUGUAAUAUUUGACUAAAAUUCGAGGCCUUGGCAAAAUGUUCAAACUUUAAGAAGAACUGAAAAUCAACACAAACAAAGAAAAUCCUCCGGUUUGAACUCCUGACUCCCGUCACAACAGCAGAUGGUCUAAAAUAAAUAAUGUUUGAUUUUCGAAUUGAAAUGAUCCAUAUAAAAUGAAUUAGAAAAUGCAAAUUUAUCCCAGGAUGCAAAACUCUCUUAAAGCUGCAACACGGCCGGCAGAGUUUUAAGAAUAAAGUUGUUGGGUCGGGGAUCAGUUGGGUUCUGCUCCGAAAAACAGCAAAUCUACAGCAGAGAAAAGAACAGAAUAACCAAGGUCAGUAUUUAUUAGGUUGAAUUAUUUUGAGUGUAUUUUAAAAUAUUUGUUGAAAAUAAAUAAGUUAAAGAUAAUAUUAAAUUAUUAGAUUCACUUCUUCAAAGAUGUUUUUCUUAAGUUGUCAGAGUGUUUUAUUAAAAAGAGAUAAAUUUGAAAAGCAUUAUGAUAAAGUGAUAUGACAUUGGGUAAGUUGAAUCUUUAUUUUUUGUGAAAUUAAAUUGUGGUUGUAACAUUCUUCUGAGUCAUUCAUGAUUCUUUUAGUAAAUUAUUUAUUUUACUGAGUGAGUAAAAUAAAAAGUGAAAUGAAUCUUAAAUAAAUCUUAUUUUUUCUCUGGCCUCCAGUAGAAUUGUAGGAAAAUGUCUCCGUUCCUCAGUGAGAACUUUGCGGAUCCCAACGUCUCCUCCAUCUACUCCCCGAUCCUGUUCCUGAUGCACUGCCUCCGGUCCGAACCCAGCUCCAUCGUUAACACCGCGUUCAUCCUCAUCCGGAUAUCUCUCCAUCUUCCUCUCUGCGUCGUCAUCCUUCGCCUCGGCCUUCGUCGGUGGAACCAGAAGCGCUCCUCAUCCUCCGCUGCACCGAUGAGCCACUCUGACUUUUUCGCCUACCUGGCGGCCAUCAUCGAGCUGAUCGACGUGUUGGGAAGCAUCCUCUCUUUCAUCGGUAUCCAUAACGAUGAUUACAACAUAUUUUUCUCUGGGAUUAUUCUGAGUUCCUUCGUCUGUUUUGGAGCGAUGAAUGUUAACGUGCUGACCUGUGUGGAGCGUUACCUGGCUGUGGUUCAUCCCAUCGCCUACCUGAAGCUCCGGAGUGGAAAAGGAAUCAGAAUCAGAAACUUGAUUUGCUGCUGUUUCUGGCUGUUCAGCAUCAUUGGGAUUGGGCUGCUGAUGUUGACAGAUGUUGAAGCAAUUUAUACUUUAUUCCUUCUCUCUCUGUCUCUGGUGACUGUGUCUUUCUGCAGUUUUUCUGUGCUCUGCAUCUUGAUUCGACCCGGUCCAGGUGAACAUAAGCAUCCUUCGCCUUAUGCAAGUAAAAAUAAGCAUCAGAUUGACCCAUCGAAGCAGAGAGCCUUCCUCACUAUUGUGGCCAUAACGCUGGUUCUGUUGCUCAGGUUUGCUUAUAAUGUAGUUUGGAUUGCCAUUUAUUUAGGCGCAGAUGCCAGUAACUGCAUGGUGAUAGUGUGUAAUUUCUUGUUCAACAUGCCCAGCAGUCUGGUGUUACCGCUGCUGUUUCUACAAAGAUCGGGAAAACUGAAGUGCUGCAGAGUGUGAUGGUUUAUGAGGAACUACACU